Filobasidium floriforme is the source of this 2172-nucleotide messenger RNA. RefSeq lists its product as uncharacterized. The record is from RefSeq and is a predicted model, not a curated record. Bases 91 to 2103 code for a protein of 670 amino acids. Lineage: Eukaryota; Fungi; Basidiomycota; Tremellomycetes; Filobasidiales; Filobasidiaceae. The transcript has a single exon.
UAUACGAAAGACCAUCGUGGCCAUAUUCCGCAUAGAUCAGCCAGCUUAACAUAGGCUCGCUUCCUUCCUCUCGAAAGUCCGGCGGUGUCGAUGUGGUUGACAGGCCUGAGAUGUCGAUUACGGUCUUGCCCUGGAAGUUCGGGAUUACGAGCAGCAGGACUCGCUCCGAGACAAGUGGCUCGAUUCGCCAGUCAGCCUUUGAUGGACACAUCAGCCGAGAUCUCUGCUCAGGACCAGGCUCCUCGAGCUGUCUUUUCUCCUCGUAGCCCGGUGGCAACGACGAUAAAGCCGAGAAAAGAAGAGAACCCACCACCACCUCACUUGCCUCUACCUCCUCCACUUCCUUACUCGCCGACCUCGAACCCGUUCCUCCGGCAUGUUCAGAUUCUGGACCAAUCCAUACUCUCUCGAUCACCAGACCAUUCAUGGGAAAUCUUCUGCGGUCUCCAUCCCGACCUGUAUUCGGCUCUUCCACUCGGGACAGUAUCAAAUUUACUUCGAUGUCAGAGCCAGGAAAGUCGACGACCAAGGCGGUUCAUCCGUCUACGCCAGCUACUCGGUAUCAUUCGUGAACACAAGAUUCGCUUACGCACCAGCCAACUCGAGCAGGCUGUCGGGGUGCUGAUCGAAGCGGCACAAGAUAAGAUGGAUAACGAGGAAAUCUUCGAGACGACCAUCAGGUUGCUUUGUGAUAGCACGGGGGGACGACCAGAAAAGGUCGACCCGGCCGUCCGCCAGGCCUGGUUCGAGAAGGCCUACCGCUGGCAGCAAUUGCAGGUCGCAAAAGACGAGCCUCGUAGGGCAAAGCAGCAGCGUAGUAUACUGGAGUGGAUACGAACUCAGGCGGACAAGGGCUAUCUGAGAGGAUUGACCUUGCGAGCAGAGUACAUGCUGCCACGAGGACGACUACCUCUCAUCGGCCAGGUCCUAGAGCCGGCCCUCGAUUUCUGUGCCUACCUGCUACAGCACGAUCUGGCUCAUGUGGUAGAAGCCAGCGGUACCAUGAUCGAAGUCCAUCUCAUGGGACGAGCCGGGUCUGCGAACAUGAGGGUCAAAGCGGGAAAUAGAGGCAUAGAAGGAUUUGUCCGCAGCGUGCACGAAGCUGGCAUGGGCGAGGUUGCCGACAGUAUCUGCAGGCGCUCUCUCGCGGCGGUCACCGGCGGCGUACCGGAAGUGGCAUCGCUGUUCGAGAUACCUUCUCGGUUGAUCUCUACGGACAUCAAGCAGGACCUCGCGCAGGCUCAAAAGACGCUGCAGCGAUGCUUAGCCCGCAGGAGCGCCUACAACCACGACCAUCUCGGCCCGGUGAGAGAGGUGCUUGCCGUUUCGUCAUUGGUGAUCGACAGGAUUGUCGCUAGCAGAGCUCUACUGGAGCACUCGUUCGCCAGGUCUCUCUUUCGGCUCAUCAUGGACGGCCCUUUCGAUGUGGGACUCGACCGCGGGUACGUCGACAUCAAAAAGGCUGUGCUUCAUGCCUUUCGGAGGCUGUCGACUACCGACAAUCUGACACGACUGCCCGAACCCAUCCAAGGAGAUGCUCUCAGAGCGCUUCUUCGGUUCUCCUCGAGACGUUCCGAUGUCGAUCUGUUCGGGCACGUUUAUCGUCAGAUGGUCCCCCGACACAGCCUGCCUCGAUCUUGGAAAUGGUCGCCCGAAUCGCACGAGCAGUUCACACAGCUGAUCGGUAGUGCACUCGAUAAACGCAAACCGGUCGCGGUGACAUUAGCUGUCGAGCUAUACGUGCACUGGCUAUCGAACGGAUUGCCGCCGUUCAGACCGAGCGUUACGAAGCGGCUCGUGCACGCACUUUCCCGACUCGAGGACGAGAACCCCGCACGCCGUUUGCUCGCCCUUCAUCGCGGCAGCCCCGGCGGUCAGGCCCGCUCUAUCGUGGUCGAUCUCGUUCGUCAAGCCAUCGCGGAUACCAAGUCUGAAGGCGUAUCGAGCGUGUAUGCGGAGAUGAUCGUCGAAUACGAAAGGAUCGGAAGACGCACAACCACAACGGGAACGCCCGGAGCCUCAAGCUCGGAUGAAGACGAGUCUGUUACCACUGGCGGGGCAAUGGCUGAAUGCGUAGGAGGUCAAGACGUGACGCCUUGGUAGAAGUUCAAGACACGCUGUUAGUAGUUAACGACCCUUUACGAUCGCCUGUAAUGACAUGCAUAUCGGUGG